AUGCACCAAGACGCACUAGCGCCAGUAACUACUCGCUUACUGGUGACCACAGACAGAGCGCAAAUUCGACCAGUUCCGACAUCAGCUCUUCGACAAUACCACAAAGCCAAAUCGACAACAACAACCGUCGCCAUGGCCAAAUCCAAGAACUCGUCCCAGCACAACCAGUCCAAGAAGAACCACCGAAACGGUAUCAAGAAGCCCAAGACCCACCGUUACCCCUCGCUCAAGGGAACCGACCCCAAGUUCAGGAGGAACCACAGGCAUGCUCUUCACGGCACCAUGCGCGCUUUGAAGGAGGUCAAGGAGGGCAAGCGCGACGCGGCAUAA
Molecule: messenger RNA, 330 nt
Organism: Alternaria alternata
Lineage: Eukaryota; Fungi; Ascomycota; Dothideomycetes; Pleosporales; Pleosporaceae
Exons: 4
Coding region: 1-330 (109 amino acids)
Biological process (GO): cytoplasmic translation
Cellular component (GO): ribosome; cytosolic large ribosomal subunit
Molecular function (GO): structural constituent of ribosome
Source: RefSeq, a predicted model, not a curated record